Molecule: messenger RNA, 933 nt
Organism: Ambispora leptoticha
Lineage: Eukaryota; Fungi; Glomeromycota; Glomeromycetes; Archaeosporales; Ambisporaceae
Source: the annotation of a GenBank genome assembly
AUGACACAAAACAAGACCGAAGAAGAAGUAGUGAACGCAGUCAUGGAAGAACUUGUAGAUUUUGAAGGCGGCGCAACAACCGAAACUGUCCCUGAAAAAACAAAAAGUGUGGGAGGCGUCACCGCUGAAAGCUCCAAAGAAGAAUCAGCGACAAACAAGGUCGGCGGUGAGGUGGCCAAACCAGAAACGAAACCCUCGGACAACGGGACCACUAAUGCUAAAACUGCAGAGAUUGGUGAGGAAAAAAAGGAAACUAAUGGUGGUGCCACUAUUGAAGAGGAUAAAGUCGAGAAGGAAGAAACGGCUUCCGAUGGGUCACCACCCCCAGAGGGCGAAUAUGAAGUAGAGAUGAUUAUGGACCAUAAGAGAAAGGCGGGGAAAAUGACAUAUUUGAUAAAAUGGAAAGGCUACAGUGAAGAUGACAUGACUUGGGAACGUGCAGAGGAUUUAUUCUGUGAAGAUCUCGUAAACGAAUAUUGGGAAAGGACAAAUAAAGAAGCUCAAGAAAAAGCCAAGUCUGGAAAUUUGAAAUCUAGCCGAAGAGCCAAAACCACCACAUCAACUCAUAGGACCAAAAGUGCAGCGUCCUCGAGUAAAUCUGAAAGUGGUACAAAACGUAGUCGAACCAAGGAAAAAAGGGAAGAAAACGAACAACGACCACGUAAGCAAAGGAAGAAACAAAUCGAGAACGAAGAGAGUGAUUGGGAAAAUCAAGUGGUGUCUGUUGAAACUGUUACUCGUGAUGACAAAACUUCAGAAUUAAUGGUCUUUUUGAAAUGGACUAACGGAGAAACGUCAAAGCAUCCAAGCAGGGAAGCUAACCUCAAGUGUCCACAAAAGAUGAUAAGAUUUUAUGAGCAACGUUUGACUUUUGCUCCACCCGCAAAUACAACUCCAGCGAAUACAACAGCUGCGAAUACAACAAAGACUUAA